Messenger RNA from Misgurnus anguillicaudatus (oriental weatherfish), 1727 nucleotides. The record is from RefSeq and is a predicted model, not a curated record. Lineage: Eukaryota; Metazoa; Chordata; Actinopteri; Cypriniformes; Cobitidae.
GGGUGUUCAUUUAGUGUUGCGUGUGUUGAUUGGUCAGCUGUACAUGUACGUGUCAAUGAAAAUGUAAACUUUAGCUUUAUCAAAACGGUUUGAGAUUUAAGGAUGGAGUUGUUUUAAUUAUUUUAUCCAAGUGGCGAUUACAGCUGUUGCAAUGGAGAAUAUUCAGAAUCUCCCUAUUGACAUCCAGACUGGUAAACUCUUAGACUGGUUGGUGGACAGGAGACACUGCACGCUCAAAUGGCAAACUGCAGUUAUGGCUAUUAGAGAGAAAAUCAAUGCUGCCAUUCAGGAUAUGCCAGAAAAUGAGGAAAUCAAAGAACUGCUCUCUGGAUCAUAUAUUCAUUAUUUCCAUUGCUUACGAAUAAUCGAAAUACUGAAACGGACAGAAGCAUCCACCAAAAAUAUUUUUGGCAGAUAUUCAUCACAAAGGAUGAAGGACUGGCAAGAGAUAGUAUCGGACUAUGAAAAAGAGAGUGUUUAUUUAGCUGAAGUGGCCAGUCUGUUGGUUCGUAAUGUAAGUUAUGAAGGUCCGGCUUUAAGAAAGCAAGUAUCUAAAGCUCAGCAGCUACAGCAGGAACUGAGCCGGCGAGAACUGGAGUGUCAGAGCGGCGCUGCAGAUAUGAAGGACCGUUUUUAUGAGGCCUGUAAACAAUACGGUAUAAAGGGGGAAAACGUGGCAAGGGAGUUACAAGCACUUGUUAAAGAUCUGCCUGUGGUUUUAGAGAAAACUGGUAAAAAAGCGGCCUGCCUGGAAGAAGCUAUACAGUUUUACACAGCCUUUACCAACUUUGUCUCUGACUGGUCUGAGGAAGUUUUGCCUUUGUUGACGUUUGUCCAGAAGAAAGGAAACACAACUGUGUAUGAAUGGAAAACAGGAAAUGUACCCACGGUUAUAGAGAGACCUUUGAUGGAGGAAGCCCCACCUGAUGUUGUCACAGAAGAGACAAUUGACUGGGGUGACAUUAGCAGUGGUGCCGGGACGGAGGAGGUGAAUUUUGGGAUCACUGUUGAGGAUGGUGUGGACUGGGGCAUUAGUCUCGAGUCUGGCACUGAGGAAACUGGAGGUAUUGACUGGGGGGAGACUGAAUCUACCCCGGUGGAAAUCGAAGUUGUGGAUGUGGGCACAGACUGUCCUGAUGGUGUUGCCAAAGGUGAGGAUGCUCUGUCUCUUCUGGAAAACUCACAGACUCGUGGCCAGUUUAUCGAUGAGCUGAUGGAGUUGGAAGUGUUCCUGUGUCAGCGACUGAGCGAGAUGAAUGAAGAAGGUGAUGUGGUGUCCAUGAGUCAGUUCCAGCUCGCCCCCUCAGUAAUCCAGGCUCAGACUCCGGAGCGAGUACAGGCCAUGCUGAGAGAGUUACGUGAUCUGCUAAAUGAACUCACUUUACAACGAAUGCAGCACCUCUUUAUGAUCCAGGCAUCACCACGUUAUGUAGAGCGUGUGUCUGAAUUACUGCGACAGAAACUUAAGCAGGCAGAUAUUUUACUGCUAAAGAGUAGGACGAUGGCCGAAAAACAGCAGGAGGCCCUUGAGGAACAGGCUAAGUUGGAGCCCCGCAUUGAUCUGCUGGCUGCCCGCACAAAGGAACUACAGAAACUGAUUGAAGCUGACAUCUCAAAACGAUACAACAACCGUCCGGUCAACCUCAUGGGUGUACAUGUGUGACCAAGAAGACAUUUACUUUUCCACAGAUCAUUUGAAAAAAUAAAUCUUUUUUUCCUCAUUUAAA